Molecule: messenger RNA, 1655 nt
Organism: Rubroshorea leprosula
Lineage: Eukaryota; Viridiplantae; Streptophyta; Magnoliopsida; Malvales; Dipterocarpaceae
Source: the annotation of a GenBank genome assembly
UCUUUCAUGUAAUAUAUAUUUUUGUCUUGCACAACAUGGCCCAUGAUGAAAUACAGAUCACACUCUCCGACGAUGAGAUUGAGAAAUUUAAGUUAUUGGACAAAGUCGAUGAAGCUCCAUUUCCCUCAAACAAGCCAUUAAUUCAGAUGGUUCCGCAAAUCUUGCGCUCGUGCUACGGUAAGGAGGAUUGCGAACGAUAUUUCAAACCAACUUCUGUUGUGAUCGGUCCCCUUAACCAAGAAAGAAAGACUGACAAAGAUUCGAGAAUCAAAAGAGUCCUUGAUGUGGACGAUACGUUGGAGGAUUUCAGCGUUGAUAAUGAUCUAGUCAGCAUUGAGAAGAAUGAUUUUUUCUUGCUUGAGAACCAACUGCCCUACCAACUUCUUGAGAUAUUGAUAGACUCCUUCGCUGAAGCCUCAGCGAUGGAAAAGGGAGGUGCCAUCACAGACAUUGAUUUCAAUGACCAUUGUUGCAUGCCAACCCUUACGCUGGCUCCCAUUUUUUUGCACAAUACCACCAUUCCAUUGUUGCUGAAUUUGAUGGCAUAUGAGCUGUGUCCGGAUUUCAAAGAAGGUUGCAAGAUUACCUCGCACUUGUCAUUCCUCGACUAUGUAAUUGAUAAUGGGGAGCAUGUGAAGGAACUGAGAGAUGCAGGCGUGCUGCACAACGGAUUAGGAACCGAUGAAGCUGUAGCGGAGCUGUUCAACAAGAUCAACGGCAUCCUGGUGCCAAAUCUUAAGAUAGACUCAGAAUUGAGACGUGAUAUCCAUGAAUACUGCAACAGCAACAAAUCACAUUUUCAUUUUGUUUUUGUGUAUGGAAAUUUGCCUUCUGAAAGUCAGUUGGCUGAUUGGGAUUUUGCUGUUUCUCAGCAUUCAGCGGUGCCACAAGGGAUAUUGGAUAUAAUACAGUCAAUGCCUCAUGGCACACGCCCAAUGGGUGUUCUUGUCAGUGAAAUGAGUGCUCUCCCCAUCUUUCAACCGGAUGCAAAUCCUGCUCUCAAGCUUUGUGUUUUCCGAGGCCACCUCUUUCAAGCGCCUACUAUUGCUGCCACAGCUUAUCUAAGGAUGGCUGGAAGGCCUCCAGUUGUCCCUUCCAGUAAUCUUUGUUAUGCAGAAAACUUCCUAUACUUGCUUGAUUCAGUAGUGCUGGACAUUCUUUUCAUAUUACAUGCAGAACAUGAAAUGAACUGUCCAACAGCUGCUGCUAGGCAUCUUGUGUCAAGUGGAGUUGAUGUAUACACAGCUCUUGCUGGAGCAGUUGGAGCACUCUAUGGUCCUCUUCAUGGUGGAGCAAAUGAGGCUGUUCUUAAGAUGCUAAGUGAGAUUGGAACAGUAGAAAACGUUCCUGAGUUUAUUGAGGGUGUAAAGAACAGUUUCGGACACCGUGUACACAAAAACUAUGAUCCGACAGCAAAAGUGAUAAAGAAAUUAGCGGAGGAAGUAUUUUCCAUUGUUGGUCGGGAUCCCCUUAUUGAGGUUGCUGUUGCUUUGGAGAAGGCUGCAUUAUCUGAUGAGUACUUUAAUUAAGAGGAAGCUCUAUCCAAAUGUUGAUUUCUAUUCAGGAUUAAUCAAUCGGUAAUGAUAUCAUUAACUUUCCAAUGUUUAUACUGUGUAAAGCUGGAUGAAUGCAUCCAAUAUAGUUAGUUUUUCUUA